Messenger RNA from Vitrella brassicaformis, 1382 nucleotides. The record is from the annotation of a GenBank genome assembly. Lineage: Eukaryota; Vitrellaceae.
GUUCUCAGCUCCUGACGUCGAGGGGCCGCAUGAGGCGGCCCUGUCGGCGAUGAAGGUUUUCAUCAAGGCCGAUGCGCUUGCUGCGCCGAAUGCGAGCUUAGAUGUGGUGACGAGGGGAAUUCCAGCAGAUCUUUCAUGAUGGACCACACAGCACCUCCCCCUGCAUCCCUGAGACCAGAUCCAGGCCCUCUACCAAUGGACGCGUGCUCUGUUCCAUCACCUGCGUACCAGAGACCAGCAAGGCGGCGUUUCAGGCACUUGUGCGCACUCUUGAUGGUGUUGAUACGGAUUGGAGGCGUCAGCGGCCUCCCAAGGCGGCCGCCUGUUAGUGCUGCCCUCAGCUGGCGAAGACGCGGUCGCCCACAAGACGCCAGAGAUCCUUCCUUUGUGGUUCUGGACAUCGUCAAGGUACACACAUGCCGACGCACGUGCAUUUGGCCGCGUGCAAUGAGUUUGAUUGCAUUGCAUGUUUGUGUGGUGUGCAGAUCUUUGGUCGUAUGGCGGAUUGGCAGGCGUGCGGUGACGCCAUCAGCUGUGGCGCGAGUGAGUUUGUGCCUCUGAGUGAGGUGGGCAAGCCCAAGAAGUGGGAGCAGCUCUUCGGCGGGGGCAAGGGCAUCAGGGCGAAUGAGAUGGACGAGGCUCACUUCAAGGCCACACUGUCCAAGCUGCCCUUCAGCUGGCCACACACGGUGAGGACACGGCAGCAGCGAAGGCAAUAACGGCAAAUCGAUCGACCUCUGUGUUUUGUUCCUGGCUGCACUGCAGGUCAACACGGGUCAGAUGCCCGACAGAGGCCUCGUCCCUGUACCAGGUGGGCACGCACCGGCCGGAGCAGAUUUCUUUUCACAUGUGUGGGCUUUCUACCUGUUUGCUGCUGAUCAGUUGCGCCUCGCGAGUUUGUCAAGGUGGUCAGACAGCUGGAGGGCACCAAGAGUGACGGCGUGGCAUCGGCAGGCGGGAAUGUGGCCCUCAAGGAUGUCAACCAGUGUGUGGGGGAGAUGGCCAUUGACGAGGAUGCGAUCCAGUGUGUGUUCGAGUCGAUGCUGCAGGCCACCGGCAGCGCAUCCCUCACACGGGAGGGCAUCGGCAAGGUCAUCCAGCAAUGGGCGCCGGCAGAUGGUACGCAUAGAAUCACAGUCGCCCGGUGUUCAUGUACAUGCGCGUGUGUGUGUGUGUGUGUGUCAUGUUAAUCAGGUCUUGUGGAUUGGUACACGUUUGUUUACUUCUUGACGCGAGCACCCGAGGACGGGCUCAGCCCAUACAACGACUGAUUGACGGAGAGCGAAAAGAUGGGUUGACUGCCCUCGUGUUGGCGUCGGCCGUCUACUGCCCUCGUGUUGGGUGCUGGUCGACGGACGACACGGCUGUUCUGUUGAUACGCU